Molecule: messenger RNA, 3634 nt
Organism: Lotus japonicus
Lineage: Eukaryota; Viridiplantae; Streptophyta; Magnoliopsida; Fabales; Fabaceae
Product: pentatricopeptide repeat-containing protein At2g27800, mitochondrial-like
Exons: 3
Coding region: 302-1609 (435 amino acids)
Molecular function (GO): protein binding
Source: RefSeq, a predicted model, not a curated record
AAGAAUACUAUGCUGCUGUAAGACCAGUACGAGGUUGAACCAACUGAGUGUGUUAAGGAAGAUCGAGUCCUCUCACACAAUGCGCAGAGAUUCAAAGGGUUUCUCGUUUUUCAUACUGUCAAGAUUAAUUUGACAUAGGUACUGAGUGAGGUUGGAAAAUCUUGAUUCUGAAGUCAAAAUCGAUUCUGGUUAGCUUUUGAAUGUUAGAAUUGAUUCUGAUAAUUGGACCUUUUUCCAAACAUGCUAUAAGGGACCAGUUUCAUUGAGCUUUAGAGUAUCUGGCAGCAAAAACAAGACUAAGAUGUUCUCUUUUGGUAGAAAUUGCUCAAAAUAUCGUAGCUACUUCAGGAGGAAUGGUUCAAGUGAAAAUGUAUGGCAGAAAUUUCCUGAGCCAUCUGAGCUCAACAAUGUCAUUGGGGAAAAUUCCCACGAGAUGCGUUUCGUUCGUGAUGCCCAGAAAGUUAAUCACUUUUUGUUCCAAAUCACUGCUAGUUAUGUUCAGUUACCUGUCCUAUUUGCACCCAUUUGCUUUAAUUCUUAUUAUUCGACCAAGGCUCCUUCAAGGUCUUACAGAAAAAGAGCUCGUAAGCGGUUUCUAAAAUCCUGCAAGCCUACUCUAGAUGAAGCUCAAUUUCAGUUAGCACAGUCCCAGCUUCUCCCGAGGUUUACUCCUGAAGAACUAAGCAAGGUGAUUGCUCUUCAAAGCGACCCUUUAGUUUGCUUAGAAUUGUUUCACUGGGCGUCUCAGCAGCCUAGGUUUCGGCACGAUGUGUCCACAUUUCAAGUCACCAUAAAGAAGCUUGGUGCUGCGAAAAUGUACCAGGAAAUGGAUGACGUCGUGAACCAGUUGCUUGCUGUUCCUUUUCUUGGUUCAGAGGCAUUGUUCAACAUGAUUAUAUAUUAUUUUACCGAGGCCCGGAAGUUGACUAGAGCCGUCCACAUAUUUAAGCACAUGAAGAGUAGAAGAAAUCUGAAUUGCAAUUUCAGGCCUUCCAUUAGAACCUAUAAUAUUCUUUUUGCUGCACUUUUGGGUAGAGGAAACAACUCCUAUAUAAACCAUGUGUAUAUGGAAACCAUUAGAUGUCUUUUCAGGCAAAUGGUUCAUGAUGGGAUAGAGCCUGAUAUUUUCUCGUUAAAUGCUAUGGUAAAAGGUUACGUGCUUUCUCUUCAUGUUAAUGAAGCAUUGAGGAUAUUUCAUCAGAUGGGCACGGUUUAUGAGUGCCAUCCCAACUCUUUAACCUAUGAUUACUUGAUUCAUGGAUUGUGUGCCCAAGGAAGAACAGAGAACGCCAAAGAGCUGUGUCAUGAAAUGAAGACCAAAGGUUUCAUCCCAAGUAGUAAAUCUUAUAAUUCACUUGUCAAUUCUUUGGCACUUGGUGGAGAAGUUGAGGUGGCAGUAAAUUAUCUGUGGGAGAUGACUGAAAACCAGAGGUCAGCUGAUUUUAUUACAUAUCGGACUUUACUGGAUGAGAUAUGUAGACGAGGAAAAGUUCAGGAAGCGAUGAGGUUUUUGCAGGAGUUGCAAGAAAAGGACCUUGUAGAUGGUCAUACUUACAGGAAGCUUCUUUAUAUGCUUGAAGAUGAAUGGGAACUCAAUGAACAGAAUUGAUUCAGGUCCGGCGUUAACCUCACCUGGGAACUCUUGGUAUACUCCUGGAUCUUUACGGCAUGAAUACCCUAUGAACUGCAGAAUUUUUAGAACUUACAGUCCAAAGAAAGCAUGCCAACCGUAAUCCUGGGUGUAUGAGAAAAUGAGAUACCUACUCCUGUAACAAUUGACUCAAGAUUUUAGAGUGAAUUGAAGCUCUUGUUUCCAAUAGUUGGAGAGACUCUUUGAAAUCAGACUCUAUGAUCCAUUAAUCUACCCUAGUCCAGCUAGGAUUUUCAGAUCAAGGUCAGAGCUGACCUAAUUGCACAGAGCUUUGCCUCAUCUAAGAGAACCAGAAAUGCCAUAUUUUCCAGGACUGAAGUACACAUGAUGGUUCCGAGCAUGCCACCAAAGAGAGCCAGGCCUGGGUUGCCGAAAGCACUGCUAUCAACAUUCAGCAGUUACCUUGAUGUUCCACCGAAAUGUCAGAAAACGAACUAGUCAAAUGUUCUUCUGUGAUACGAGUAUGGUUGUAAGUUUAAAGUGGCCUGUAAGUUCUUGUUGGUUCUAUGCAAACUCUUCAAUUUUUGAUACAGCAGUUGAAUUCAUUUGAUAAUAACUAAUAAGUAUAAUGUAGCAAUGUAAACAAUCUUGAUCAUUUUUGUUAACAUACAUGAACUGCAAGAUAGAAAGUUUUAUAUUCGCAAUAUAUUAAAACUAAAUUCUUUUUAUUGUAAUGCAAUAUUUUCAAAAGCUUGUUUUGAUUAUAUUGGGUAAUUUUUUUGUACUCUCUAAUAAGACCAAUUCUCUGAUUUGAUCUGUUAAUUUUUUCUUCAUUUAUUUAAUGUUCAAGAUUUUUGAUAUAAUCCCUAUAAUCAGAAUAGGUCUAAAGUGAGCUUAUUUAUUCCUCUUUUCGCCGUAUCAUGUAUACUAAGCUACCCCUUUCCAUGCAUUCCCUUGUAAGGCCUCUCCCCUCCCUUCAAACUCAUUUCUCUCGACAUUCUCUGCAUCCUAAAUUAUAGUUCUCAGGUGAUUUUGCAUUUCCUUUUUCUUCAAUCGCCACAAAAAAUUUGCAUUUUCCCUCCUUCUUUUCUGCCUUUGAAUGUCUAUCUUUGAUAUGCAUCUGCGCUCUCUCUGUUUUAUUAGGUUUUAUUGAUAUGAAUGCUUCAGAAUGAAUUUAGAAUAUCACUAUUAAAUAUUCAUUGACAUCAAUUUAUGAUUUGUAAAAACAAUUCUGGCCUUUCAAGAUUCAGAUGGCGUCAACAGUCAACCAUCUGAAUGCCUCCUUUGUUGAAGAGGGUGGUGUUGUGAGUUGUGACUAGAUGUGUGUGUACAUUUAAAUUCUAUAAUAUUAGUGUUCUUGUUCUCUGUGUGUGUCUAUGGUAUCAUUGAUAAAGAGAAGGUCCGUAUUGACGUUGUUGUCAUUGUUUAUGUCGAUUCUGGUUUAAAACUCUUGGUGAUACUGGUGCCCUCAAGGCUGCUUUUGGCCUCCAGGCCAAACACUCGAGGAAGAUCAUACUGCGGGAUUUAAGUUGAAGAAUGUUGAUUUAAAAGAUGAUCCUGCCAAGGCAAUUGCCAGCUUCUCAUCUCAGGUUAUUAUUGCCAUGAACCACCCGGUCAGAUUGGUAAUGCUUCCCAUUCUUGACUGCCACACACUUCAUGGCGCAUUGCUGUCAAAUUUGCUGAACUCAUGACCAAGAUUUAUAGGAGAAGGAGCUUGACAAAGAGCCAAAGUUCUUGAAGAAUGGAGAUGCAUGAAGAUGAUUCCCUCCAAGUCCGUGGUUGAGGAUACUUUCCUUACAUAGAGAUGAAAAUUGUAGACUACAAUAUUUAGAUAAACAUAACUCACGUGCUAUUUUUAAAAAUUGAGGGUGUGUAUAGUUUAGUUAAGUACUUAUAUCAAUAAAUAUUUAUUACAUUAGUGUUUGUAUAAACUUAUUUGAGAAAAGCUCAAAAGAGCUUAUGGCCCUGUUUGAAAGAAGUAUUUUAACUUAUCUUGAAGCAUAAACGUUUAUGCAAGUGUUUGGAAGAGCAUAUGUAAAUAGU